Guillardia theta CCMP2712 is the source of this 1692-nucleotide messenger RNA. RefSeq lists its product as hypothetical. The coding region runs from base 106 to 1647 and encodes 513 amino acids. Lineage: Eukaryota; Cryptophyceae; Pyrenomonadales; Geminigeraceae. Gene Ontology annotation, molecular function: 1-alkyl-2-acetylglycerophosphocholine esterase activity. The transcript is spliced from 9 exons. The record is from RefSeq and is a predicted model, not a curated record.
GGUCGCCAUCUAAGACUCAGGCACUUGAGGCUGAUGAGAGUGAAGUAGGAAGGGACUAGGGGUCGGGCAGUGAGUCUAGCCCUUGCCGUCGCAUCCUCCUCCAAGAUGCCGGACAUGCCGCCUCCUUCCGGUCGCUUUGACGUAGGGCAGAGCGACUGCUUCUGGAGGAAGGAAGGCAGAGCCAUGGUCCUCCGCGUUUUCUACCCCAUCGACAAGGUGCAGGCAAGCAGCAGCUCCAGCCUACCCUCCUCCCCCAGCACGGCGGGAUGGUCUUCUUCUGCCUCUCCUCAAACGGCACAUGCCUCCCUCGCACGGAACUUCUUCACCCUCAAGUGGACAGGAGGAGAGGAGGAGAGGAGGAGGGCGGAGUGGCUACCGGAGACGUACGGCGCACCAUGUCCGAGUUAUGCGGAGGGGUACGGGAUCACCAUGUACAAUCUCAUGCCCUGGAUGCCUCCGGAGAUCUGCAAGACCAUCGGCAAGAUCGGGCUGGGCCUGCUCUUCUCAGGUGUGAGGAUUCCGACGUUCGCCGACGAGCCUCCGACGGCAGCGCUGGAAACGUUUGUUCCCAUCAUCUACUCCCACGGGCUAGGAGGGAACAGGAGCUGCUACUCGUCUGUCUGCAUCGAUCUUGCUUCCCAUGGCUACGUCGUGUUUGCGCUGGAGCACUCGGACGGAUCCGCCAGCCUCAAUGUUCUCCCUGACAAGACUGUAACGGAGUACAAGCACGCUCCGAGAAAAGCUUUUUUGCCAUCCCCCAACCGCAUCAAGAAAGGAUUCACGGCGAGUCUAGUCCCUGAGGAACAGCGGCAGCCAGUGUCACAGUACGAGUUCAGGCAUCAGCAGCUGGAGCAGCGGGUGGAGGAGGUUCGAUUUAUCGCAGAUGUCAUCCAGGCCAUCAGUGAAGGGAAGUUUGAGGGAGAGGAGUGGAUGUCUAAUGUGAUCAAGAAUGGAAAUGUCUUUGCAAAUAAGAUCGACAUGUCAAGGUUGGGCGGUAUGGGACAUUCUUUCGGAGCAUGCACUAUCCUCAAGACGAGCUUCGUGGACUCACGUUUCAAGGCCUGUGUCCUGCAUGACUCCUGGCUGUUCCCACUCGACGAGAAGACUGCACAUUCGGCGUUGACCUGCCCGACUUUGUUUCUCAACAGCUCGACCUUCGACAACAUCUGGCCCACUGAAGGUGCCAAAGUGCAGAAGUCAUUCGUGGAGGCAGCCAAGGAGUCAGGAGGAGAAGUUUAUGUGAUGCACUUGAUCGGAACGAAGCAUGCGAGCUUUGCUGACUUCCCCGUCCUUUUCUCCGAUUUCUUCCUGAACUUGGGAGUCAUCGGCCCAACAGACCCCAAGAAGGCGAUGAGAGCAGUGCAUGCAUGCGACGUCUCUUUCUUCAACUCCUACCUGCAUGUCGAAGACUCAGACCGUCUUGAGAAGACGAACGAGUCCCUGUGGGCAAGCUUGUUUGUUGGGAUCAGCAAGGAGGGCGAGAACACAGACACGUCCCAAUGGCGUCCUCCUCCUGACUUCGAAGACCUUGUGGUUCCAGACUUCACGGUGAUAAACACGGAGCGAGGAAAGAUCAAGAUAGGAUGCUUUACCAACGAUCCGAGAUCACUUCACAUGGAGAAGUUGAGUUUGUCAGAGACGUCAUAACGAACUUUUUUAAGUUUUCUUCUCAUUCAAGUUUUCUUCUCAUUC